ACCUUCUCCAGCGUGGGGGCAUGCGCAGUAGGGGAUCGGAAGCGGUGUCCGGGCGCAGCGGAAGCCGCUCGCUCCUUUCUGCUCGCGGGCGGCCAUCAUGGUGUUCAAACGUUAUGUUGAGAUUGGCCGAGUUGCCUAUAUCUCCUUUGGACCACAUGCUGGCAAGCUGGUGGCAAUUGUGGAUGUUAUUGACCAGAACAGGGCUCUAGUUGACGGCCCCUGCAGUGGUGUAAGAAGGCAGGCUAUGCCCUUCAAGUGCAUGCAGCUAACUGAUUUUGUACUCAAAUUCCCACACAGUGCUCGUCAGAAGCAUGUGCGAGUUGCCUGGGAGAAAGAAAAUAUUAAUGAAAAAUGGACAGGUACAAGGUGGGCAAAGAAGAUUGAAGCCAGAGAAAAGAAAGCCAAGAUGACAGACUUUGAUCGCUACAAGGUCAUGAAGGCAAAGAAAAUGAGGAACAGGAUCAUCAAGCAUGAAGUAAAGAAGCUCCAGAAGCAAUCUUCAAAAAAAGCAUAAACUGUCAGUAAUCAAAUAAAGUUCCAGUUUAAUAUACAA
Molecule: messenger RNA, 553 nt
Organism: Malaclemys terrapin pileata
Lineage: Eukaryota; Metazoa; Chordata; Testudines; Emydidae
Gene: RPL14
Product: ribosomal protein L14
Exons: 6
Coding region: 98-514 (138 amino acids)
Biological process (GO): ribosomal large subunit biogenesis; translation
Cellular component (GO): cytosolic large ribosomal subunit; ribosome
Molecular function (GO): structural constituent of ribosome; RNA binding
Source: RefSeq, a predicted model, not a curated record